This is a messenger RNA of Sesamum indicum (sesame), 1030 nucleotides long. RefSeq names its product putative 6-phosphogluconolactonase 4, chloroplastic. Lineage: Eukaryota; Viridiplantae; Streptophyta; Magnoliopsida; Lamiales; Pedaliaceae. Gene Ontology annotation, biological process: carbohydrate metabolic process; pentose-phosphate shunt. Gene Ontology annotation, molecular function: 6-phosphogluconolactonase activity. The record is from RefSeq and is a predicted model, not a curated record.
AACGUGUAUCUCGUUGUAUAUUCCACAGCGCUUUCCUCGUUCAUUGUAGCUACUGAACUCGUAAUUCCAACUGCAUCAAUGGCAGCCAAAACCAAAACAAAAGUACUAAAGUUCGACUCCGAGGAAGAUGUGGCCGUGGCUCUGGCAAAAUACACCGCCGAUCUGUCUGAAAAAUACGUAAAACAAAAGGGUUCUUUCUCUGUUGUUCUUUCCGGCGGCACCCUAAUAGAUACACUCAGGAAGCUAGUAGAGUCUCCAUACAAGGAUUCUGUUGAUUGGUCGAAAUGGCUGAUAUUUUGGGUGGAUGAGAGAGUGGUUCCUCUGGAUCAUGAAGACAGCAAUUACUUGCUUGCCUACCGGGGUUUUCUGUCCAAGGUACCUAUUCCUGCUAGCAACAUUUAUGCUAUCAAUGACAAGAAGUCUCCUGAGGAUGCAGCAGAUGACUAUGAGGAGCGUCUCAAACAUUUGGUUGAGAGCAAAAUUUUACCUGUUUCAGAUGUCACUGGGUUCCCAAAAUUCGAUCUUAUGCUGCUUGGGAUGGGGCCAGACGGGCAUGUGGCCUCUCUGUUCCCGUCACGCCAGCAUCGCUAUGAGAAGAAGCGGUGGGUCACAUUCAUUACUGACUCUCCCAAACCGCCUCCACCGAGGAUCACCUUCACAUUUCCAGUUAUUAACUCAGCUUCAGAGAUUGCAAUGGUGAUCACUGGGGCUGAUUUGGCUGAUACAACUAAGAUAGCAUUGGGCGAUGGACAAACUCCAGGUUCAACUCCCCUGCCCUGUUGUGAAGUUUCGGCUGAAGGAGAGCUUACAUGGUUCUUGGACAAGGAUGCUGCUUCGAAACUGUAAAAUACUGUGCACUUUGAUGGAUAAUCAUUAGUAUGAAACAUCCUAUUGCAGGAAGCUAGGGCAUUGCUACAUCACUGUUGUCUGUACUAUUAGCUCCUUAAUAAUCUCCAUGAUGAAUAGCUAAACAUGGACAUGCUUGACUUGUUGAAUUCAAUAAUAAUCUCUACUCGAUAUUUCUGAGGCU